Molecule: messenger RNA, 2549 nt
Organism: Anopheles moucheti
Lineage: Eukaryota; Metazoa; Arthropoda; Insecta; Diptera; Culicidae
Product: USP6 N-terminal-like protein
Exons: 6
Coding region: 383-2380 (665 amino acids)
Source: RefSeq, a predicted model, not a curated record
UGUAAACUUUUUCGUACGUCGGACGCGUAUUGUUGUGUUGCUGUUUGUACAAUUUUUCAGCGUUUAUUGCUGCGAAAGUGGGGUGGAACUAGUGAAAAAGAAGUGCUCGGUAACUCACUUCAGAUAAGGCGGAGCUCGCACGAUUUGGAUAGUGUCCCUCCCGGCAGGGUCUAAAUUUCACCGUGUGUGUCGGUAAAACGCGACACCCAGGGUGGUCCAGCUGCGUCCUGUAGCAUCUGGACAGUGGAUGGAAAAAUGUGCCAGCGAGCAAUGCUGAGCCUGCCAGAACGCAUCGUGCCACAGAUAAUCCUUCCAGCCAGUAUUACCGUACCUCAGCAACAGCAGCAACCGGUGGGACGGGCUUGCAUUCGUCCAUCCGUCCAUGACCAGGUACGAUCGGUACAGCUUGUCGUCGGACCAGCAACAGAAACAGCGGGAAGCGCCCGCCGCAGCUACGGCAGAGCAGUGUCAGGACCGGGACGUAGUCGUAGUUGGAUGCACGGCGAUGACUGACGAGGAGUUGCUGCUGCUGGAGCGUGCUAACGCGGAACGGGACGAGAUAUUCCUGCGCUAUGACCAGGGACGCAAGUGUGACAAUAUCGAUGCGUGGGAGGAUCCGUUGUUUGAGGUAUACACGCAGGCCGAUCGGUACGGCUUUCUGCAUCCGGUCGCACCAAAACAGUCGAAGGAGACGGAACAGCUACAGCACAAGAUCGAGAUGGAGCGGCUGAAGAAGUGGGUAAAGAUGAACAAAAACUGGACCAGCGCGGCCACGAAGGAAAAUCUUCGCCGACGCGUCAUGAAAGGCAUCCCGGAUCGGAUGCGUUCCCCAAUCUGGCGCAAACUGCUUGAGCUUGAUCGCCAGAUAAUGGAAAACUCGGGCAUGUAUGAGCGGAUGCUGGAAUGUGCCCGCCGGCAUAGCCCGGACAUCCGACAGAUUGAUUUCGACGUGAACCGACAGUUCCGGAACCACCUGUUCUAUCGCGACCGGUACAGUGUGAAGCAACAGAGUUUAUUUCGCGUGCUGGCCGCGUACAGUAUGUACAAUACCGAAAUCGGCUACUGUCAGGGUAUGUCGACAGUGGCAGCAGUACUGCUGAUGUACUUCGACGAGGAAGACACGUUCUGGGCGUUGGAUGUACUGAUGACCCAUCCACGGUACGCUAUGCACGGUCUGUACAUUGUGGGCUUCCCGAAGUUGAUGCGAUGUUUGGCGCAUCACGACAAAAUCCUCACCAAGUGUUUGCCCAAGCUGAAGAAACACCUGGACAAGCACGAGGUACAUUCCGUACUGUAUUCACUGAAAUGGUUUUUUGUUGUCUUCAUCGAACGAAUACCUUUCAGUCUUUGUUUGCGGGUGUGGGACAUUUAUAUGAUGUUUGGUGAACGUGUCCUUACGGCAAUGGCUUACACUAUACUAAAAAUUCACAAAACCAAGAUUAUUCGAAUGAAGGACAUGGAUCAGGUGACGGAUUUCCUGCAGACAUCGUUACACAAACAGUUCGGUUAUGACGAUGACUUUGUGAUAAAGGCUCUUCAGAAUUCGAUGGAUGAGCUAAAGAAGCUGAAGCUGCUUAACAUGCCACCCGCUUCCGCUAACGAGCUUCCCACCUUGCCACGGGGACAGACGGUGGAACCAUCGGCUAAGGCGAGGAUUGGUCACCGUAAUGAACAGUUUUCGGAGCGAGAAAUAGCACUGAAAGAAACGGUGCUGUAUCGCAGUGAAUCGAAGAACGAAGAGGACGAACAGUACAAUAAUGGGGAGGUUGUUAGGGAUCGGACCGCAACGGCACCGGAGGAGGAGGAUGACGAACGCACGGAGAAAGAUUACGAUGAUAUUACGGAAGACACAGUGAGCCAACUGCAUACAGUUUCGGACAUGGAUGGUGGAAGCAUAACAAAGCAUUCGCUGACCGGAACAUCCGUAACCUCAACAAACGACAUCAGCCUAACGUCGUACGACCGUACCUGUGAUAUAUUCCGGUUGCAACCAGCGGGGCACCAACAAAGUGGUCGCGAUCUGCCACCCGCCGGUACAGCAUCGGCCGUAAUGAUGCUUGAUCAGCUAGCCGCCCAGUUGUCGGACGAGGAACUUUCCUCCUAUGGAGCAGCGGUCGAGCUGAUGUUGGACGAUGAUGCUGAUAAUGAGGUUGAGCCCAAUCGAUCAGUGAAGAUGAUGGUCGAAAAAGAUGCGGGUGGAAAUAUGCCCAACGGUCACGGGGAAGAGUUAGCGGAGGAGUUGGAACCAAUGCUGCUCCAAUCGUUAACCGAUCCGGCACACGAUGGACAAACAGACCCGCUGAUAUUGCAAUCGUCCGACCAGCAAACCAUUGACGAGGAAGAUGAAGACGAGCUAACCGAAAAGCAGCUAUCUUUCUAAAACAAUCGGCUGCACGUAAUAGUAAAGCUCACACUGCCGGAAAACUGCUGCAGGGAGGAAACAUAUUCUUCUUACCUUCUUUAUCAAGGUUUAAGGUGCAAACUGGUGUAAGAUAACUAUACCCCGUAGUAGCGUUUGUGUAGUGGUGAAUUGCGGAAUGUUUCCAACU